Closterium sp. Naga37s-1 is the source of this 1446-nucleotide messenger RNA. The record is from the annotation of a GenBank genome assembly. NCBI's taxonomy places the organism in Eukaryota, Viridiplantae, Streptophyta, Zygnematophyceae, Desmidiales, Closteriaceae.
AUGGAGUUUGUGGACAAGAUGCUGACAGAGGCGGACUGCAUCAUUCUACGGGAGGAUAAGCUGCCACAGCAGCCUAACAAGGAGGACUGUGGGAUUUUUGUUUGUCAGUACCUCAAGACCCUGGUGAAUACCGACUUCACCACGGUUUUGAACGGCCUCUGGUUCCAGGGUGUGACACCGCACCAAUACAAGCGGGAGAUGUGGCGCGACUUGUGUGCACACGCGUGCGGAGAUCUUAUUAAACAGCUGGAGCACCUGGGGAUUGAAAUCCCCCCGCAGGACGAAGGCCGGGUUACCGAUGAGGGGGCAGUGGUGCAGGAGAGGAACGCUGCUAUGGGAGAGGGGAGGCAAGCUCCGGUCACUCGCCCUGUGGAGGACGCACGGGUUACGGAGAUGAUGAGGCGACUGGCGACGUUGAAUAACGAUGUGAGGUACCUGGACGCCAGCUUCACCGUACUCGCCAACUUUGUAGGGCUGAGGCGGGACGAGGUGGUGACAGUUGCAACCCAACUACUGCUGCAUGGGGGUCACGCGGGGACCGGCGCGAAAGCAGAGGCGGGUGGCACCAAGAAUGCUCCACGCACUCCACAGCGUCCGUCUGCACGUAAGAGGCGGGAUGACAGCAGUCCUGAGGAGGAUGGCGUGCGCAAUGCCACCCGGGUUGCGCUGGCCUCCACGUUCGCUGCAUGUGAGCCGACAUCGACCUUGCUGCAGAACCCGCACCUUGCGCAUGGGACCAUACCUCACUGGAUGUUCACGCGCGGGAUGCACCUGCUCGGGGCGGGUGUGCCAGCUGGAGCUGACGUGUGGGGAGACACGCGAGGGAAGGAGACGGUGAAGGCCGAAGAGGAGGAGGAUCUCGUGUCAGACACAGACGACGAGGAGGAUGAUGACGAAGCGUGUGCCUCCAGAUACACGGGUGUGAAGUUGGAUAAAGCAUCCGGCAAGUACGGCGUGAAGAUCCUGAUUAAGGAAGGUGGAAAGCGUAAGCAGCAGCGGCUGGGAGCGUACACCACGGAGGAAGAGGGGGCGUUCGCGUACGCCGCAGGUGCGUUCGUGCUGAGGCCACGUGACAAGAUACCCAACACGGUCAGCCUGUCAGCCGCAGAGAAGGCGAUGCUGCGUGGUUGCACCAAAGAAGAUUUGCAGAUCCUGGUGGAAGCGCGGAAGUGGUGGAGGUGGAGGAGCUGGCGGGAGGCGCUGGAUAGCGUGAGCAGCAAGCUUAAACGUGGCAGGAAGCGUGGGGGUGCCACAGGUACAUCAAAGAGGCACAGGGUGGUGGAUAGCAACACCAUGGCUACCAACGAACCAGAGGUCCCCGACAAUGCGGAGAGUGGGGGGACGGCCCCUGUGAGCGAGCAGGGCGGGGGUGCAAAGAACAAAGAGCAGGAAGAGCGAGGGGAAGACACUGGUGCACAUGAGAACACGUCAGGCCCUGCUGCAUAG